AUGUAUAGAGGCAUGAAGAUACCAGCAGUGGCUGCCCUUGCUUUUGUUCUCACCCGAGUCUCGCUAGCAAGUCCUGGUUACUGGGCACAUGAUUGUGAUGGGAACUACACAGUGCCCAGCAGCUACCAGAAGAGCUUGGAGCAGCUGUCUGCAGGGCUGCCCGAUGCGGUAUCCUCCUCCCCAGAUCUCUUUGACAAAAAGGUUCUCGGAUCCUGGGGGAGCAGGGUAUAUGGCCUGGGGCGUUGUCGUCCUGGUACAGAUGCAUCUACAUGCAAGGCAUGUCUCGACGAAGCCUUCCAGGAAGCACAGGUCAUAUGCCCAUUGAGGAAGAGGGUGUACAUGUACUACGAAGUUUGUACCCUAGCAUUCGCCGACGAGGACCUUCCAUCUCACUCGGCCGUGCACAAAGUUGCCACUAAGGUCAAUGGUUCUCAGGUGCCCGCCCAGUGCAGCAAGGUAUUCGACAUGGCUAUCAAUGAAUUGAUCACAUAUUUGGUGAAGAUGGCAGCAGUUUCUCCUCACAUGUCUGCCACGGGGCAGAAAGAGUUAGCAGGAGGUGCUUGCACAUACAGCAUAUAUGGCCUUGCAGAAUGUUUCCCAAAAAUGUCAGCUGCCAACUGUAGUGACUGUUUAGAGGAUUUGCUGGUCGUACCUUUUCUUCAUGGACAUCAGAGCGAGUGGAGAUCUUCUUUGACGUGCAGCUACAGGUUGGAGCCACGCCCCUUGUUCGAUGUUGGCAAGGGCGGGUUAGCCACCCCCGGAGGAAAAAAUGGGAAGAAGCAGGUUUGGAUUGUGGUGGGUUGUGUUGCGGGCGCACUGAUAAUAUUAUUGGUCCUACUUCUACUUUGGUGGAAAUUGCCGGCUAAACGCCCUUCUGCCAUAAAGUUCUUUGAUGAUAUCAUAGCCAACGUCCAAGGAAAGACAAUUGUGAUGUUUUUAGACUACGACGGUAGGUUAACGCCGAUUGUGAAAAAGCCUGAAAGGGCCUUCAUGUCCGAGCAGACGCGUAAUGCUGUUAGAGAACUUGCGAUGGCGUUCUCGACUUCAGUCGUCACCGGAAGGAGCUGUGAAAAGGCGAAAGGGUUCAUACAGCUCGACGAGCUGCACUAUGCAGGGAGCCAUGGGCAGGACAUCCAACUGAAUGACGGAACAGAUCCCUUCCAACCUAACAGCGAGUAUUUACAGAUAAUAGCUGAGGCCACAGAGCGUCUAAAAGAGGCUGUCAGAGAGAUCAAAGGUGCCAGUGUGGAAAACAACAAGUUCUGCGUUUCUGUGCACUACCGGGAAGUUCGCAGGGAAAAGGAUAAGGACUUACUUAAGAACAUCGUGAUGAGAAUUGUGACAGAAGAAUUUCCCAAUCUCAAGGUGACCAACGGUAAAAAGGUUCGAGAGGUUCGUCCAGGGCCGAAAUUCGACAAGGGAGACGCCGUCAAGUACCUCCUCCAGCAGCUCACCAACAAACAUAGCUGGGACAGCUCUCGGAUCUUACCAAUCUAUAUUGGUGAUGAUAAGACUGAUGAAGACGCUUUUAAGGUGCUUUCUGAGGAAGGUGGAUUUGGAAUCCGCGUCUGCAAGUGGCGCAAGAGGACUGCAGCUGAGUACUCUCUAAAGAACCCCAGUGAGGUGAAAGAGUUCCUGGAGAAGCUGGUGCGCUGGAGGAGAGAACAGGACCAAGUUUGA
Triticum turgidum subsp. durum (durum wheat) is the source of this 1680-nucleotide messenger RNA. Lineage: Eukaryota; Viridiplantae; Streptophyta; Magnoliopsida; Poales; Poaceae. The record is from the annotation of a GenBank genome assembly.